Molecule: messenger RNA, 3045 nt
Organism: Eremothecium sinecaudum
Lineage: Eukaryota; Fungi; Ascomycota; Saccharomycetes; Saccharomycetales; Saccharomycetaceae
Gene: UBA1
Product: E1 ubiquitin-activating protein UBA1
Exons: 1
Coding region: 1-3045 (1014 amino acids)
Biological process (GO): protein sumoylation
Cellular component (GO): cytoplasm; SUMO activating enzyme complex
Molecular function (GO): SUMO activating enzyme activity
Source: RefSeq, a predicted model, not a curated record
AUGUCCAGCAAAGGUGAAAUAGAUGAGGGUUUAUACUCUCGUCAGCUAUAUGUGUUGGGUAAAGAAGCAAUGUUAAAAAUGCAGUUAUCAAACGUUCUUAUUAUUGGUUUGAAAGGACUUGGUGUCGAAAUAGCAAAGAAUGUUGUCUUGGCUGGUGUUAAGUCGUUAACAUUGUAUGAUCCUACUCCAAUUUGUUUGCAGGAUUUAUCUACACAAUUUUUUUUGGCAGAACGUGAGAUUGGUAAGCCAAGAGAUCAAACUUCCCAGCCUAAACUUGCUGAAUUGAACUCUUAUGUGCCCGUGAAUGUUACAAGUACGUUGGAUGAGAACAUUUUGCGUACAUUUCAAGUGAUCGUUGCAACCGAUACUGUUUCGCUUGAGGAGAAGAUUCGGUUGAACGGGUUUGCACAUGAGAACAAUAUUAAAUUCAUUUCUACUGAAACCAGGGGCUUAUUUGGUAAUAUAUUUGUUGACUGUGGAGAUGAAUUUACUGUACUUGACACUAAUGGAGAAGAGCCAAAAAGUGGUAUUGUGUCAGAUAUUGAGGCUGACGGAACGAUCACAAUGUUAGAUGAUAACAGACAUAAUUUGGAAGAUGGUGAUUACGUUAAGUUCUCCGAGGUUGAGGGGUUGGAGAAGCUAAAUGACGGUAAGCCAUAUAAAGUAGAAGUUUUGGGGCCAUUUGCCUUCAAAAUUGGUUCUGUGAAACACCUAGGGACUUACAAGAAAGGAGGCGUUUUUACUCAGGUAAAGAUGCCAGUUAAGCUUUCUUUCAAAACAUUGCAAGAGUCUCUUGCAGACCCUGAGUUUUUGGUUGCUGAUUAUGGUAAAUUUGAUAGACCACCUCAAUUACAUGUGGGUUUCCAGGCAUUACAUCAGUUUGUGGUGAAGAAUAAUGGGCAACUUCCAAAGCCAAUGAAUGAAGACGACGCUAAGCAAUUAGUAAGCUUUGCGAAGGAGAUAGCCGCUCAACAACCUAAAGUCAUAGCGAAGGAUGUGGAUAUUGAUGAGAAGAUAAUCAAGGAAUUGGCAUACCAAGCUAGGGGGGAUAUCCCAGGUAUGGUUGCAUUCUUUGGUGGGUUGGUUGCACAGGAAGUUUUGAAGGCCUGUUCCGGUAAGUUUACGCCUCUAAAGCAGUAUAUGUAUUUUGACUCCAUUGAGUCAUUGCCAGACCCUUCUAAGUUCCCAAGAACCGAGGCUUCUACAGCUCCUAUACAAUCACGUUAUGAUAACCAAAUCGCAGUUUUUGGUAUUGAUUUCCAAAGGGCCAUCGCAAAUUUGAAGGUCUUCCUUGUUGGAUCGGGUGCUAUUGGUUGUGAAAUGUUAAAAAACUGGGCUUUGUUAGGUCUCUGUUCUGGUCCAAAUGGUAAGAUCACUAUCACUGAUAACGAUUCUAUUGAAAGGUCUAACUUAAACCGUCAAUUCUUGUUUCGGGCAAAGGAUGUUGGAAGAGGUAAAGCUGCUGUUGCAGCUGAAGCUGCUAUUGUAAUUAAUCCUGACUUGAGGGGCCAUAUCGAUGCCAAGGAAGAUAAAGUUGGUACAGAAACAGAAGAGAUUUUUGAUAGCGCAUUCUGGGAAGGUCUAGAUUUCGUUACAAACGCUUUGGAUAACGUCGAUGCGCGUACUUACGUUGAUCGCCGCUGUGUGUUUUACAAAAAACCAUUGCUUGAAUCGGGUACUCUAGGUACAAAAGGUAAUACGCAAGUAGUCAUUCCAAAUUUGACGGAAUCCUACUCAUCUUCAAGAGAUCCACCUGAAAAAGCCAUCCCAUUGUGUACCCUACGUUCCUUUCCUAAUAAGAUUGAUCAUACAAUUGCAUGGGCCAAAUCUUUAUUCCAAGGCUAUUUUGCAGAAACACCGGAAAACGUAAACAUGUAUCUCACGCAACCAAACUUUGUUGAAAAUACAAUGAAACAGGGCGGUGAUAUUAAGGGUAUCUUGGAGUCUAUUUCGCAUUCGUUAUGUAACAGACCUUACAACUAUGAGGACUGUAUUAAAUGGGCCAGAAUUGAGUUUGAGAAAAAGUUUAAUCAUGACAUACAACAAUUGUUGUACAAUUUCCCUAAAGACGCUACUACUUCCACAGGUGCUCCAUUUUGGUCGGGGCCUAAGCGUGCUCCAACACCGUUGACCUUUGACAUUGAAAACCCUUACCAUUUCCAUUUUAUUGUUGGUGGCGCAAGCUUGCGCGCUUACAACUAUGGAUUGAAGGGUGAGGAAAGUGUGCCUGAUAUUUCAUACUACAAGCAGGUAUUAUCAACAGUUCAAAUUCCAGGAUUUAGUCCCAGGUCUGAUAUAAAAAUUCAAGCAAGUGAUGACGAGCCUGAUCCAAAUGCAAACAAUCAACUUGAAGGCGAUGCCAUCGAUGCCUUAGUUGCAUCAUUACCGGAUGCAUCCUCUUUAGCAGGAUUACAAAUGAUUCCUGUAGAGUUCGAAAAAGAUGAUGACACGAAUCAUCACAUUGAAUUUAUCACUGCCGCUUCUAAUAACAGAGCCUCUAACUACAAUAUUGAUUCUGUAGACCACCAAAAGACGAAAUUCAUUGCUGGUCGUAUUAUUCCUGCAAUUGCAACUACUACUGGUUUGGUUACUGGAUUAAUUAACCUUGAAUUGUACAAGGUCGUUGAUGGUAGUACUGACAUUGAAAAGUAUAAGAAUGGUUUCGUGAAUUUGGCUUUGCCAUACUUUGGCUUUGCCGAACCAAUAGCCUCUUCUCAAGGAAAAUACAAUAAUAAAUCAUAUGACAAAAUCUGGGAUAGGUUUGACAUAAACGGUGAUGCUAAGUUGAGAGAUUUGAUAGAUCACUUUAAGAAUGAAGAAGGAUUAGAAAUAACUAUGCUUUCCUAUGGGGUUUCUCUACUAUACGCAUCAUUCUUUCCACCUAAGAAAUUAAAGGAAAGGCUAGAUUUGCCCAUCACCGAGGUUGUUAAGAUUGUUACGAAGAAUGAAGUCCCUAGUCAUGUCAAGACCAUGAUUUUGGAAAUAUGUGCCGAUGACGAGGAAGGCGAAGACGUUGAAGUUCCAUAUGUUACUAUUCAUUUGUAA